Molecule: messenger RNA, 1138 nt
Organism: Apis cerana (Asiatic honeybee)
Lineage: Eukaryota; Metazoa; Arthropoda; Insecta; Hymenoptera; Apidae
Biological process (GO): malonyl-CoA biosynthetic process; fatty acid biosynthetic process
Cellular component (GO): acetyl-CoA carboxylase complex
Molecular function (GO): acetyl-CoA carboxylase activity
Source: RefSeq, a predicted model, not a curated record
AUGGAAAGGUGGUGGUUUAAUUCGACGGUGUUUAAGAAGGAGUUAGAACGCGGGUAUGGAAUAAAGAAAUUAACGCACAAUCUUAGUCCUUUUGAAAAUACUAGUGAGAUUGAAGAUCCUAAUCGAAAAGGUAGGGCUAAAAACAUUCAUAGUUGCAGGGGUCGUGGCAAUUCUAGUUACAGUGAUGUUGGUCGUUUAUUUGGCAUCAAAGACAUUCGGAAUUUCAUCUCUGAUGAUACUUUUUUAGUUAGGGAUAGUAAUGGAGACAAAAGUUCUUUUUCUAGUUAUCGCAAUUCUAGUUAUAUGAAUAACGGAUCUACGAAUGAAGAUUCCUUAUACAAUCGUUACAUGUAUGAUACUCAAUCGAGUUGGAAUAAUCACAUUACUAGUUGCAUUGACAGUUAUCUUCAGUCUCAAAUCUGUAUUGAUACGUCCAUUGUAAGUGAUAGUAGUGACGGUUACAUUUCUAGGUGCGUUUUUGAUAAACGUAAAACUAGUAGUGAAAGUGGGGGUCCAUGUGGAUACCAUUUGAAAAUGAGUAGUUCAGAAAGAAUCGAAGUUUUGAUCGAUCCCGGUACUUGGGACCCUAUGGAUGAAGACAUGGUCUCUCUGGAUCCCAUUGGAUUUCAUUCAGAGGAGGAGCCAUAUAAAGAUCGUAUUGAUUCUUAUCAAAGAAAGACAGGAUUAACUGAGGCUGUUCAAACAGGCGUAGUUUAUGGGGGUAGUAUGGGAUCCGUAGUCGGGGAGAAAAUCACCCGUUUGAUUGAGUACGCUACCAAUCAAUUUCUACCUCUUAUUAUAGUGUGCGCUUCGGGAGCGCGCAUGCAAGAAGGGAGUUUGAGCUUGAUGCAAAUGGCUAAAAUAUCGUCUGCUUUAUUUGAUUAUCAAUCAAAUAAAAAGUUAUUGUAUGUAUCAAUCCUUACAUCUCCUACUACUGGUGGGGUAACAGCUAGUUUUGGUAUGUUGGGAGAUAUUAUUAUUGCCGAACCAAAUUCCUACAUUGCAUUUGCGGGUAAAAGAGUAAUUGAACAAACAUUGAAUAAAACAGUACCCGAAGGUUCACAAGCGGCUGAAUAUUUAUUCCAGAAGGGCUUAUUCGACUUAAUCGUACCGCGUAAUCUUUUAAAAAGCGUUCUGA